This is a messenger RNA of Klebsormidium nitens, 2301 nucleotides long. The record is from the annotation of a GenBank genome assembly. Lineage: Eukaryota; Viridiplantae; Streptophyta; Klebsormidiophyceae; Klebsormidiales; Klebsormidiaceae.
AUGAAAGCACGAUUGCCCCCAGAUGAGACGAGCCCUCCAGAAAGGUGGGGCAAGUGGCACUACUGGUGCAAGGAAGGCCCUGACAACAAGGACUACCCCAUCUUCUACCGCCGUCGAGUGGGGGAGCCUGGCAUACAACCAGAGCUUUUAAAGGAUGAGGUGCUCCUGGACCUGAACGAGCUGGCAGAGGAGUUUGGGUACGUCCACGUCGGCGCCUGUGAGCCCUCCCCUGACCACCGCUACCUUGGCUACACACUUGAUGCAACAGCCACAGAAUCCUGGACCCUGUUCAUAAAGGACCUGACGACCGGAAAGCUACUGCCACGUGGAACGAUACAAAAUGUCGUCAGCUCCAAGUGGGCAGAGGACGGUCAGACUGUUUUGUACACUCAGGCGAACGAACUUCAGAUCCCGACCAAGAUUUUCAGCCGACGUGUGCUAGGACCGCACGCCUCUGAAAGCGAAGAGGACCGCUUGGUCUAUGAAGAAGCUGGGGGCCCGGAAUGGUUCGCUGACGUGUCAAAAACAAAAGACGGAAAGUUCCUGACAAUCAACGUCAACUCCAGAAACUGCUCCGAGGUCUACCUGCUCGACGCCGCAAAUCCCCAAACCCCGCUCAGGCUGGUCCGCGCGCGCGAGCCCGGAGUCGAGUACUUUGUGGAGCACCAUCGCGGGUCGCUCCUCAUCCUCACCAACCAGGGCAACCCGGGGGGCGAGUACCGCCUCAUGUGUGCGCCUGCAGAUGACCCGGGGCAGCCCUGGAAGGAGCUCCUGCCCGCCGACCCCCGUGACGUCAUCACCGACAUGGACCUCUUCGCGGGACACUGCGUCAUGUACACGCUGCGCGACGGCCUGCCCAACGUCACAGUCUAUCCGCUGACGUCACCCGCAGACUCCCCACUAACCAAGCCUCUCGAGGCGGGUGACCCGUUGGCACGCGUGCGGUCUCCGGCGGCGGAGGACGGGGCUCGGGAAAUUUUGCCGGAGUACAACCUAUUCGGAAACGGCAGACGGGUUUUCGACAACCCGACCGUAUGCUCCAUUGAGCCGGGCGCGAAUGCGGCCUUCGAAGCGGAGUCGCUCCGGUUUACAGUUUCAUCUCCAGUGACACCCGACACCGUCUUCGACUACGACAUGUCGUACCACACGCUGACACGUGUCAAGCAGAUAACAGUACCCGGCCUCGAUGUCAGUCCAGCAAACGCCACAAACGUAAAUACUGCCGCCUCCAAAACUGCACCGCUUAUUCGCCCCGCGCCGCUCCACACGCUCAACGGGUACACCUGCACUCGCGUCACUGCCACUUCAGCAGACGGCACCGCCGUUCCGGUGACCGUCACCCACGCCUCCGAUCUGCCCCUCGACGGCCGGAACCCCGCCCUGCUCAUAGGCUAUGGCGCAUACGGAGUACCCCAGAAAACCACGUGGUCGAGCCACACCUUGAGCCUCCUCGACCGGGGUUGGGUCGUCGCCACAGCACACGUGCGAGGGGGGGGCGAGUUUGGGAAACGGUGGCACGAAGCGGGAAGGAAAGAGAACAAGGUGCGGUCGUUUGAGGACUUUGAGGCCUGUGCGGAACUGCUCGUGAAGAAGGGUUUCGCGGACGGGGGUCGGCUGGCGGCGCAGGGGUCGAGCGCGGGGGGACUGCUUGUGGGGGCUGUGGUCAACAGGCGACCGGAGUUCAAGGCCGUGAUACUGAAGGUGCCCUUUCUGGACGUCCUCCACACGAUGCUCGACCCGAGCCUGCCGCUCACCGCCCAGGAGUACGAAGAGUGGGGCAACCCCGCCGCAGACCGGGCCGCCUUCGAACGCAUCCGCAACUACAGCCCGUACGACAACGUCAAACAGGGUGCGCGGUAUCCGGCGAUGCUUAUUACGGCCUCGAUGCAAGAUACGCGCGUUGGCUACUGGGAGGCGGCGAAGUGGGUCAGCAAACUGAGAGCUACUGUGCCGACGUCUUUGAAGGCACCUAUUCUGCUUUUUACGAGCUUCAACGACGGGCACUUUGGCCAGGGCGGCCGGUAUCAGCAGAUACUCUUUGCAGCGAGGGAGCAGGCUUUCCUGUUGGAUACGGUCGGAAGCAGAGAGUUUAGAAAAAGGGAAGGGUCAAAACGCAACGUGCUGGAGUUGGUGAAAAGCGUAUGGAGGCGGACUACAAAAUGAUUUCGGCUAUGAUUAAUGAAAUGCUUUGCUGUUCACGCUUGCCACACGAACCGGCGUAGCACUCUACAGAAUGCCAGAACAACAUGCAUUUUGACAUCCAGCCGAGGGCUACUAUUAUUGCUCUACAAUCAACUGCAC